This is a messenger RNA of Desarmillaria tabescens, 1363 nucleotides long. RefSeq lists its product as uncharacterized. Lineage: Eukaryota; Fungi; Basidiomycota; Agaricomycetes; Agaricales; Physalacriaceae. The record is from RefSeq and is a predicted model, not a curated record. The transcript is spliced from 2 exons. Bases 282 to 1211 code for a protein of 309 amino acids.
AUGGCUUCUGCCUGCCUCUUCCGCGACUUCCUGGCUUACGCAUCCUCCUUGCCGUGACACGCGUCGUGUUCCGAAGCUUGCGCGUCUCCCCUUGCGGUAUCUUGGCAUGCCCUCGACAUGGGUUCUACGCAGCCCCAUCUCUCUUCCCGUUUCUUCUCGAAUUUCUAUACGAGGCACUCAUUCAUUCAUCGUCGAAGGAGGAUCAGCGUGCGCUAAUUUUGCUAUCUACAUGCGCAAUAUCAGGGCCGGCAAGACUCAUCUGUCACCAUAUUGCGAAUCCGAUGCACGUGACCGGUCGCGCAAUUUCGAGGCAAUAUUUGCAUUUUCCUCGGAAUCGGGAAUAUCCCUUUGCCCUCGCUUUGCCUACAACAUCCAUGUCACUCCUCUCCUGUCCCAACGAGCUCGUAUUCCUGAUAUGCCAGCUAGCCUGCAGCGACGGAGGGCAGACUUUUCCUGUCCUACGUCAAGUCUCGAAGUAUUUUCACGAUAUCUCGCUACCUUUACGCUUCACUUCGAUAUCCCUCUCUUCCGCCCCACAGUUCACACGUCUGAAUCGGGAACUACCUCUACUGCCUCCUACACAUAACGUUCGACAUCUCUUCAUAUCUCAAACGCCUCAAAAUCCCUCGGACUAUAUCUCACUGUUGCAAAUUACAUCAUGUGCCCUCGAAACAUUGUCCUUGUACAUGUCCAAUAGUCCCGUAUCAACGUCGCUCAUCGCCAGUGUAUAUCGCGUCUCAUUUCCCAGACUUCGCGAUCUCACGAUAAGUGGGUUUUACUCGUACCCUUUAGCGGCGAAGAUGCCUCAGCUUCGUCGCGUCCACUUUGUCGGUAACAGGAACCCACUCGGGCUUCUAGAUGUGGGCUUUGAUGUGCUAUUUCCUUCCUUGACACAUCUACGAAUAUCCGGCGUCUCCAGCGCUCCGGCGUUUGCUGAGGAGUUGCAGAUGGGUUUGGAAAGCGAUUCAGCCGUGUUGCCGCAGACCCUUCGUUGUGUUAUCGUGCAGCUUGGUCCUAUCAUUCCACGAGCAGAGGUGGCUGAUAAAAAGAUGGUGAAGGUGUUCAGGGAGUUGGUGACGUCGUGCGAUGAUAACACGCGUACGAAGUUCAUUCUGCGUGAAGAUAGAAUGGAGGAACGGGCCUUCUCGAAGGAGAAAACUCGGGAGAUGUGGAUGGAGAGUAUAUUGGGCCGAGAAGGAUGGUGGGCGUGAUAAGCAUGUGGGCUGGCGCUUUGCUUUAUAGGUUCGUUCGUCUUUGCAGAUACAUUUUUUAUCUUGUGCUCAACGGGUGUGACAGAAUGAUACAUUCCGGCAUUCUCACGUCGUACCGUGUGUUUACAUUGUUAGCCUCGUAAUACCAGGCA